Anneissia japonica is the source of this 330-nucleotide messenger RNA. RefSeq lists its product as uncharacterized. The record is from RefSeq and is a predicted model, not a curated record. The transcript has a single exon. Lineage: Eukaryota; Metazoa; Echinodermata; Crinoidea; Comatulida; Comatulidae. Bases 1 to 330 code for a protein of 109 amino acids.
AUGAAAGGCAUUGAGGGAAUCAUCGGGGAGAUGGUUUGGAACCAAGUUAAGCAUAGGAUUAAUUUGGACCAAUUCGGCUGUUCACAGGGUGUCAGCACCACCGAUGCUCUCAUAAGUCUGUUAAAUGAGUUCUUUUCUGCAACUGACCAGGGGGAUGAAAUGAGACUCCGUCUGUUAGACUUCAAAAAGGCUUAUGACCUUAUUGACCAUAACAUUCUUAUUAAUAAAUUAUUUAAAUUAGGAAUCGAUGGUAAUCUAAAAUCUUGGAUUUAUGCAUUUCUCUUAGAGAGAAAACAACGGGUUAUGCUGGGCAAUGUUGUCUCUCCAUGA